AUGCAUUCACACACACAUAUUAUUUUUUCCACAAGUGUGAGAAAAAUUAAUAUACAAUUCGUGAAAAAAACAUUUUGUUCAUCAGCCAAGUUUUGCAAAAAUGUACAGUACUCAACCGCUUUGACAAAAUUGAACAGUUUGCAAAAUUUGAACCGUUUUGAUUUUCCCCCAAAGCACAGCAUCCUGCUGAUGCAAAGGAAGCACAUUUCAGAACAAAUAAUAAUUGACUCAAUAAGAAAAGCCAAAAAUGAACUAGAUAGGGGCUCGCUGUAUUCAUUACAAGAGUCAGUCAAUAGCAAUUGUAAUUGCUUGAAUGAAGAAAAAAAGGCCAAAUUCCGAAAGGCCCUUGAUGAAUUAAAUGCUCUGCUAACUGUUAAGUCGAACUUGACGGAGGAGAAAAUUCAAAUAUUAACUGAAAAUAAUUCCAAUGGGUAUAAAAAUAAAGAAAUUUUGGGUCUAUUCAUGACGGGUUUUUUCUUUGCCAUAGGUUCAGUCACCUACUCUGUUUUUUAUUUGGUGAGUGUCUACGGUCUUUAUAUACUGCAUAAAGCCUCCAAGGAAAAUGAUGGCAAAAUUUACCUUGAAAGAAAAUUAAAUGAAAAUAAGGAUAAAUUGUUAACGAAUAAGAAAACUAUACAAACCAUUUUGUCCGCACUAGAGCAAGAUUUGAUAAAAAAUAAAUAG
Molecule: messenger RNA, 684 nt
Organism: Plasmodium fragile
Lineage: Eukaryota; Apicomplexa; Aconoidasida; Haemosporida; Plasmodiidae
Exons: 4
Coding region: 1-684 (227 amino acids)
Source: RefSeq, a predicted model, not a curated record